Messenger RNA from Phycodurus eques (leafy seadragon), 2594 nucleotides. Its product is annotated as double-strand-break repair protein rad21 homolog. The record is from RefSeq and is a predicted model, not a curated record. NCBI's taxonomy places the organism in Eukaryota, Metazoa, Chordata, Actinopteri, Syngnathiformes, Syngnathidae. Gene Ontology annotation, cellular component: synaptonemal complex; cohesin complex. Gene Ontology annotation, molecular function: chromatin binding; protein binding. Gene Ontology annotation, biological process: replication-born double-strand break repair via sister chromatid exchange; mitotic sister chromatid cohesion; synaptonemal complex assembly. Bases 692 to 2320 code for a protein of 542 amino acids. The transcript has 13 exons.
GAUCACAGAGGAGGAAGACAAGAGAGAAACAACAAUAGGCCACAAACGGAGACAACGCAAACACGCUGGUUGCUAGGUUACGCUGCUGUCACUUGCUGGAUAUCAAAAAGCAGGACGUACAAUAUAUAUAUUUUCAGCUAUAUUUGGGAUAAAAGUUAAAUAACUUUUGAGAUUUUUUGUGGUAGGCAUACCUGGUGUAAUUAAUUUCCGUUUCUAUGUCUGCUUAAACAGUAAGUGUAUAUAAAUUCAGAAUUUAAUCUCUUUGGAAAAGUGUCCAAAAUUGGCGGUAAACACUGGGCUUCCUGUGUGCAACUCCUCACCAACAAAGCUAGUUACCGAACUUUUUGUAUGUUUAUCUUAUGGUUGGUAGGUUAUUUGACUGUCUCUAGCCGGAUGUCAAAAAGUGGGACUUAGAAAACUGUAAUAUUUUUUUGUUUGUUCGAUUUUUGGUACCUAGUGGAAUUCAUUGUUGUUUCUAUGUCUGCUUAAACUGUAAGUUUAUAUAGCUUUACAGUUUGACCUCUUCGGAAGUGUGUCAAAAAUUGGUGGUCAACCCUGGGCUUUCUGUGUCAAACUCCUCACCAAUGCAACUUGCUACAAGCAUCAAAAUUUUCGGCCACAUUUGCCACCUGAACUCUAUAAUUUAACUUUACAACUGUGGAGACAAGAAAUUAAUUUCCACUCCAGGAAGAUGCUCAACUGUUGGACGCCCCUCUCGAACAAGUGGGAAACUCUCAACAAAAUCUGGUUAUCAGUGCACUGGAAGCAUAAGGUCACCAAGGCCCAUGUUAUUGACUGCAAUUUGGAUACCGCAAUAGAAGAUAUAAUAUCUUCUCCACAGAUUAUUGGUCUGCGAAUCUCUGGAUCUCUGCUCCUUGGAGCUGCUCAGAUCUUUUCCAGAAAAGCAAAAUAUCUCCUUACAGACUGCAGUCAUGCCUUGGAUAAGCUCAAACUGUCGUUCCGGCCAGACGCUCCAGAGGAGAAAAAUGAUUUGUCUUAUGAAGGCCUUGAGUCCACGUUAAAAGAAAUGCCUUUGAGCGAAGAUUUUUUUUUCUUGCCUCACUCAAGUGACUUCAACAUGCCUAUAGAAUGCUUCUCGCAACACCAAAGUCUUCCACAGGAAAUCACAAUGAAUGAAUAUUCAGAUAUGUCCCAGUGCCACAAGGUUGGUCACCUGGAUAUCAGCUUGGAGAUUCUGGGUCAACCACAGGACUCGUUUGGCGAUGAGGGCGCUGGAUUGGAUAGAUGUCUUGACUUUCUGAUAAACAGCAGCACUCAUCCGGACUUCACUAACAUCAGCCCAGUAGGAAUUCCAAAUGAGAUGCCCGAAAACUCUUCAAUCAACAACCAGGAUGAUAUUCCAUCUGGUUGUUCUUCAGAUGUAAACAGAAGAGAUCCUACAGAGGAAGAGUGCCUGAAUCAGUCCAGUCACGAGCAGCCAACUUUUGUCCUUCUGCCUGUGCCUGACACUUCAAGCGGGAAUAAGAGAAGGAGAAAGCGAAAGUUGAUCGUGGACCAAAUGACAAGUCUGAGUGACAAAGUCAUGCGGAAGCAGCUCAGCGACGACUCAGAUCUGCUUGCCGCCAUAAUGAUGGCUCCGCCCACUCGGCAGCUCAUGUGCUGGAAAGAAAACGGAACUGCAGUCAAGCUGCUGGCACGGCCGUGCUCUAAUGUUAUCCCGUCAGAGAUUGAGGAGGCUUUUCCAAAGGAUGUUAUCCGGGUGACGUAUGAGGAUGUGGCGGUCAUGCAACAAGAUGACCGUGAAGCUCACAGCAACAUGAGUCCACUCAGCAUAGAAAGCCUCAAGGAUUCCUCAACAGAACACAAGCUCACAGAUGUUCUUUAUUCCAGUGACAACCAAAGUGACUUGGAGAUCGCACUCGUAAGCCCAACUAUUUCUGUUGUGGCGCAUCAUACGCAUUUAUCAUAUAUACUGUGUGUCUGUCAGGAUGAACACAUAUUGGACCGGAGUUAUCCAGAGCUUCCAUCAGAGGACUCCAUGUUUGUCCAUCCGUCUCACAAGGAGGAGCACAGUCAGUCUUUGCUGGGUAGCCAAAACUUUGGGGAGCUGCAAACGAUCAACAAACGGGCACACAGGCUCCUGAAAUUCCUACAGUGUUGCAGUGACACCUCGUUCUGCCUGGGUGCACUCUGCUCAGGACACACCUGCUUGCAGAUGGCCAGAGCGUUCCAGUGUCUCCUUUUCCUGCAGAAGGAACGGGCCGUCAGUCUGCACCAGAGUGAACCAUACCAGGACAUCUUUUUCACCGCUGGUCCUGAAUUCUUCACGCUGGAAAAGAAGAAGCCAAACGGAGUGUAAGAAAGCAAGUUGCCAAUGGGGUUCAUGAACGGGUUGCAGUCUUGAUUCUGGAGGAAGACUGGUUAAAUAAUACAAUUGUAAGAAAACUAUUGUUCAUCUAUGCCUUCCAGAGGAACAAGCUUUUUGGUGGAUUUCAAGUGGAACACAAUUUUGGUUUAUUUUUUAUUGUAAGUCAUAUUAGGGGGAAAAGAGCACUUUCAUGUGAAUGACAAGAUUAACAACAGUUCUGUUGUUUGGCUGUUAAUAUUCGUUGAUAUUGUUGCUUCAAAAUGUU